AUGAAGUAUAAGGGCCCGUACGUUAUGACCAAAAUGCUGCCUCACAACACCUACCGCCUUGAAGAUCUUUCCGGGCACCCACGAACUCAGAAGCACUCUACGAGCACGGCGCCAGUUCACAAGGCCUUUGGCGCCACAGACGCCAUGUCAGACUGAGUAUGCAUUCACAGCAAUGGAAAAAUCCAAGUGAACAUCUCGGACGAAGACAUACUCGACUGCUGCGAUACUUGUGCAUUAGGUUGCAAAGGUGGGGUCCCUGCGGCUGCCUGGCAAUACUGGAAGGAGAGCGGACUUGUAAGCGGUGGUCUCUACUACUCCGAAGACGGCUGCAAGCCUUACUCCCUCGCUCCCUGCGAACACCACACCAAGGGUCGCUUUCCCAACUGCACAAAAAUUGUGCGCACACCCAAGUGUGUGCACCGCUGCAGGGAGGGCUACGGCAAGGACUAUCAAGAUGACAAGCACUUCGGCCAGAAGGUCUAUUCUAUCUCCAGAGACGAGAAGCAAAUCCAGACCGAGAUCUUCAAGAAUGGACCUGUGGAGGCUGACUUUAACGUUUAUGCCGACUUCUUGAGCUACAAAUCUGGCGUGUACCAACACCACAGCGGUGACUUUCUCGGAGGCCAUGCUAUUCGCAUCCUUGGAUGGGGCACAGAGAACGGCACCCCUUACUGGCUCGUGGCCAACUCCUGGAACGAAGACUGGGGCGACCACGGUUAUUUCAAGAUUCUUCGCGGACAGGACGAGUGUGGAAUUGAAGAGGACAUUAACGCCGGUAUACCCAAGAGCGAAUAGAUUUAAUAAAGCAUUUAUCAAAAGCAA
This is a messenger RNA of Ixodes scapularis (black-legged tick), 822 nucleotides long. RefSeq names its product cathepsin B. Gene Ontology annotation, cellular component: lysosome. Gene Ontology annotation, molecular function: cysteine-type endopeptidase activity. NCBI's taxonomy places the organism in Eukaryota, Metazoa, Arthropoda, Arachnida, Ixodida, Ixodidae. The transcript has 6 exons. The record is from RefSeq and is a predicted model, not a curated record.